This is a messenger RNA of Acipenser ruthenus (sterlet), 3300 nucleotides long. RefSeq names its product N-acetylmuramoyl-L-alanine amidase-like. Bases 179 to 2974 code for a protein of 931 amino acids. The record is from RefSeq and is a predicted model, not a curated record. Gene Ontology annotation, biological process: peptidoglycan catabolic process; detection of bacterium; defense response to Gram-positive bacterium. NCBI's taxonomy places the organism in Eukaryota, Metazoa, Chordata, Actinopteri, Acipenseriformes, Acipenseridae. The transcript is spliced from 9 exons. Gene Ontology annotation, molecular function: N-acetylmuramoyl-L-alanine amidase activity; zinc ion binding; peptidoglycan binding.
GUUAGGAAAUUCCCACAGAACACAACAUGUGUCUGAUCCUACCAGACGAGACCACCGCAGAGCCUUCACAUGAGACUCCGCUUAUCUGGGAGAAGUCUGCAUCCACUGUGCUAUAAAAGGCAGGACUGGCAGAAGGACAGACAGAGGCUCUGCACGUCUCACUCAGCUGUGGUGCAAGAUGGCAAAAGUUCUUCUCAUAUCUGUUCUGCUCGUUUUCAUGACUUGGUGCGGCCCGCAUGGCAAUGAAGGUGCGUUCUCCUUCCACAUGGAUGACGUAAUCCGAAUCGUGGAGGACCUGGAGCGUUUGAACCCGGAGCUGGAGAUCCUCGAUGCUGUGGAGCUCCUACGCUCAGCGGGACGCUACGACAGCGCGUACCUUCGACUCCUGCUGGGAGACGGGACGAGGGGUGACCGCAAGCCUGUGCCUUCAGAGCUGAGCCAGGAUCAAACACACUUCAUCAGCAGCCUUCUUAACCAUGAGGUCUCGGGGGCCAGGGAGGGAGGGGUGGUCUUGACUCCAGAUGGCACUUCGGUGGCUGUCGCCCCUCUUCUCAUUGGCAUAGAGGCCGGGCUGAAACGGAAGAGGAUUGCCCUUGAAAAAGUAGAUGUCCUGUACGCAGCGUCCCUGGCGAAAAAUUUAGCCUUGUCCUUCGUCGGUCACCACAGGAGGCAGAACAGCGAGCGUCUGGGGCCGGACGGCUGCUGGGAUAACGUGAAGACGCCCCAGGUUUUUACCCUGAUGGGGGACCCUUCUCCAACCACCGACGCGCUUAUUAACGGAGCGCUGGAUGGCGUGAUUUUGGGGGACCAGCUUUCGAAAGGGGGCAAGCCCCCCGUACUGAGCGCCCUGCUGAAGAGGUAUUAUCAGUACGGGGCUGAGGCAGCAGCAGGAAGCUCUCCCGGACUGCAGAGUCGUUUUAGACGAAGGAAUUUCGCAGCGCUGGUCAGUAUGCCGGUCCUGCAGGAGCAGACAGUGAAGUCCUUUAUUCUGUACCGGGAGCUCAGCAGCCUGCUGCCCCUGAGAGACAUCGAGGGGAUCGUAAGAGAAGGGCUGCAGGAUUUCCAGCAGAGGUACCUUGACUGCCCCCCGGUGAUCCCGCGAUGUAUGUGGGGGGCUCAGCCGUACCGGGGUACCCCCACAAACCUGACGCUGCCCCUGAGCUUCCUGUACAUCCACCACACCUACCAGCCAGCCCAGCCCUGCACAACCUUCAGCCAGUGCGCUGCCGACAUGAGGAGCAUGCAGCGCUUCCACCAGGAGGACCGCGGCUGGGACGACAUCGGAUACAGCUUUGUUGCGGGUUCUGACGGCAACCUGUAUGAGGGUCGCGGGUGGGAGUGGCAAGGUGCCCACACCAGAGGGCACAACUCCAAAGGCUACGGCGUGAGCUUCAUCGGCGACUUCACCUCUGUCCUCCCGGACGCCUCAGCGCUCGCCCUCGUCAGGGACAGCUUCACCAAGUGCGCGGUGGAGGGGGCGCGCCUUGUCCCCGACUUCACCGUGCAUGGGCACCGGCAGAUCGUGAACACCUCCAGCCCCGGGGACGCGCUCUACUCCGAGAUAACGACGUGGAAGCACUUCAAGGAAGUCCAAGCACCAGGAAGAAAGCCCUUUGAAUUAGAAAAACAGAAUAAAAGUGUGUUCUCCUUCCACAUGGAUGACGUAAUCCGAAUCGUGGAGGACCUGGAGCGUUUGAGCCCAGAGCUGGAGAUCCUCGAUGCUGUGGAGCUCCUACGCUCAGCAGGACACUAUGACAGCACGUACCUUCGACUCCUGCUGGGAGACGGGACGAGGAGCGACCGCAGGCCUGCGCCUUCAGAGCUGAGCCAGGAUCAAACACACUUCAUCAGUAGCCUCCUUCACCACAAGGUCUCGGGGGCCAGGGAGGGAGGGGUGGUCUUGACUCCAGAUGGCACUUCGGUGGCAGUCAGCCCUCUUCUCGUUGGCAUAGAGGCCGGGCUGAAACGGAAGAGGCUUGCCCUUGAAAGCGUAGACGUCCUGUAUGCAGCGUCCCUGGCGAAAAAUUUAGCCUUGUCCUUCAUCGGUCACCACAGGAGGCAGAACAGCGAGCGUCUGGGGCCGGACGGCUGCUGGGAUGACGUGAAGACGCCCUGGGUUUUUACCCUGAUGGGGGACCCUUCUCCAGCCACCGAUGCGCUUAUUAACGGAGCACUGGAUGGCGUGAUUUUGGGGGACCAGCUUUCGAAAAACGGCAAGCCCACCAUACUGAGUGCCCUGCUGAAGAGGUAUUAUCAGUACGGGGCUGAGGCAGCAGCAGGAAGCUCUCCUGGACUGCAGAGUCGUUUUAGACGAAGGAAUUUCGCAGCGCUGGUCAGUAUGCCGGUCCUGCAGGAACAGACAGUGAAGUCCCUUAUUCUGUACCAGGAGCUCAGCAGCCUGCCGCCCCUGAAAGACAUCGAGGGGAUCAUGAGAGAAGGGCUGCAGGAUUUCCAGCAGAGGUACCUUGACUGCCCCCCGGUGAUCCCACGAUGUAUGUGGGGGGCUCAGCCGUACCGGGGUACCCCCACAAACCUGACGCUGCCCCUGAGCUUCCUGUACAUCCACCACACUCACCAGCCAGCCCAGCCCUGCACAAGCUUCAGCCAGUGCGCUGCCGACAUGAGGAGCAUGCAGCGCUUCCACCAGGAGGACCGCGGCUGGCACGACAUCGGAUACAGCUUUGUUGCGGGUUCUGACGGCUACCUGUAUGAGGGUCGCGGGUGGGAGUGGCGCGGCGCCCACACCAAAAUGCACAACUCCAAAGGCUACGGCGUGAGCUUCAUUGGCGACUUCACCUCUGUCCUCCCGGACGCCUCAGUGCUCGCCCUCGUCAGGGACAGCUUCACCAAGUGCGCAGUGCAGGGGGCGCGCCUCGUCCCUGACUUCACCGUGCACGGGCACCGACAGGUCGUGAAGGGCACCUCCUGCCCCGGGGACGCGCUCUACUCCGAGAUAACGACGUGGAAGCAUUAAGGAACUCGACAGCGGAUGCCAGCGAACUACCGAGCUCCGGAGGACAAAGGCCCGUGCACGGUGAAGUCGGGGACGAGGCUUGCCCGCUGCACCGCACACUUGGUGAAGCCAUCCUCCUUUGAGCUCAAUGGGAGCCUGACCAGCAGGGUUCACUGUAGCGCGGCGAGGAGAGCCAGAGCCAAGUUUACUAACAUAGGGGAUCAUUUGUGAUAUUGCAUUAUUAGGGAUGUGGUAUUAAUUUGACAGAACCAGUACUGCUGUGUCAAUGCAUUCCACUACGUUAUCCAAAAUACUGCACUUCAGCAAUAAAAUGCAACAUGUGGAUA